GUUUCAUUACACGCAUAUAUGCAACACUAACCCCCGACUGUCUGUGUAUUUAGAUUCUCACUCACACAAAAACGAACACACAUUGCUUUAAUCUGAUGCAGAAAAGGCUUUGAACAUUGAAUUUGGAGUGUGAUAAUAUGGCAGAUCGAGUACACCCUACGGCGCAACCGCCUUCACCCUCGACGGAAACAUCAUCAAAAAGCAAUGUUGAAGCUCCGCAUCCACCAAUUCCGGAGCCAUCGAGGCCGGUCCCUCCGCCACCAUCAACUUAUGUCAUUCAGCUUCCCAGAGAGCAAAUCUUCCGUUAUCCACCACCUGAAAGUUCCCGCAAAUUCCAAACUUUGAAUGUUAAGAAAAAUAGACGGAGCUGCUGCCGGCGCUGUUGCUGCUUUACCCUCUGUCUCCUUCUCCUCCUCAUUGUCGCGGCUGGCAUCGCGGCCGCGGUGUUCUACCUCGUCUUCCGUCCUGAGUCACCAAAGUAUACAGUAGAUCGAAUCAGGAUAAGUGGCUUCAACCUGACGUCAGCAGCGCCUAUCACGCCUCGAUUUGACGUCAGCAUCAAGGCGAACAACCCCAACGACAAGAUCGGGAUAUACUAUUUAAAAGACGGCACCGCUAACGUUUUUUACAACGACGUUAGGUUAUGCGACGGCGUUUUGCCCACAUUUUACCAACCUAAGAAUAACAUAACGGUAUUUCACACGGCGUUAAAGGGGUCUAACAUUGUUCUGGCACGCACCUCUAAAACGGAGUUAUUAAAUGAACAGAAAAAGUCAACAGUGCCGUUUCUUUUGAGAGCAAAAACGCCCAUUAAGAUCAAGGUGGGGUCCAUUAACACUUGGAAAAUUAACGUUGAAGUCAAGUGUGACGUCAUUGUUGAUGCAUUAAAUGAGAAGGCAAAAAUUAUUUCUAAAAAAUGUAAUUAUAGUGUGAGAUUAUGGUAGAUAAUUUUGAUUUUAGAAUGACAAUUAUUUAUUCUUUCGGUUGUACACAGUUAUGAAGGUGGUUCUUAAUUUGGGAUCUAUGCAAUUUUAUACAUCGCUAUUUUAACUUUCUUAUAAACUCUAUGUAUAAAAAUUAAUCAUGUUCUUUUUAAUUGUCCCAUCAAGAAAUAAGAAACGAAUCGUUAAAUCUUUA
This is a messenger RNA of Olea europaea var. sylvestris, 1137 nucleotides long. RefSeq names its product NDR1/HIN1-like protein 13. The coding region runs from base 138 to 944 and encodes 268 amino acids. The record is from RefSeq and is a predicted model, not a curated record. The transcript has a single exon. NCBI's taxonomy places the organism in Eukaryota, Viridiplantae, Streptophyta, Magnoliopsida, Lamiales, Oleaceae. Gene Ontology annotation, cellular component: plasma membrane.